This is a messenger RNA of Pantherophis guttatus, 1648 nucleotides long. The record is from RefSeq and is a predicted model, not a curated record. NCBI's taxonomy places the organism in Eukaryota, Metazoa, Chordata, Lepidosauria, Squamata, Colubridae.
GACGUCGCAUUACAUCAUCGCCCCCGGAGCCCAUUCGCUGAAGGCCGGUUCCUGCUUGGCCCCGCCGAACGCAAAGCUUGCCGCUGACCGGAGCUGGCGCCCAGCUUGGCUGACCGACCGACCGACGGACGAGCGAGCGAGACAGCGAGCGAGUUGGGCGGCCGGGCUCCUUCUCUCGCGCCGGGAAGGCAGCAGCGUCCCCCCCACCCUCCCCUUGCGCCCUUUGCAAGCAGCCGGCUCCCGGUGGGGCUCCGCGGCCGGAGGAUGGCGGAGAGCGAGUGCGAGACCCCCAGCACGCCCGGGGAGUUCGAGAGCAAGUACUUCGAGUACAACGGGGUGCGCCUGCCGCCCUUCUGCCGGGGGAAGAUGGAGGAGAUCACCAAUUUCCCCGUGCGAGACAGCGACGUCUGGAUUGUUACCUACCCCAAAUCAGGCACAAGUUUAUUGCAGGAAGUGGUGUAUCUUGUGAGCCAAGGAGCAGAUCCUGAUGAAAUUGGAUUAAUGAACAUAGAUGAGCAGCUUCCUGUCUUAGAAUAUCCUCAACCCGGUCUGGACAUUAUCAAGGAACUGACAUCUCCUCGCCUGAUCAAAAGCCACCUGCCGUACCGCUUCUUGCCUUCUGACCUGCAUAGCGGCGAAUCCAAGAUCAUAUACAUGGCUCGUAAUCCCAAAGAUCUGGUCGUCUCCUAUUACCAGUUUCAUCGCUCCCUGCGAACUAUGAGCUACAGAGGAACAUUUCAGGAGUUCUGUCGGAGAUUUAUGAACGAUAAGUUAGGUUAUGGUUCAUGGUUUGAACAUGUCCAAGAAUUUUGGCAGCAUCAUAUGGAUUCCAAUGUGCUCUUUCUCAAAUAUGAAGAUAUGCACAAGGAUCUUGCAACCCUGGUUGAACAGCUAGCGAGGUUCUUGGGCAUCGCCUACGACAAAGCACAGUUGGAAUCGAUGGUUGAACAUUGUCACCAGCUCAUUGAUCAGUGCUGCAAUGCCGAUGCCCUUUCAGUGGGCAGGGCUUAUUGAUCUUUGCCCAGAAGCUCACUCUCAGUUGCUGAGAAAACGGGCUCUUGGUUAGCUCACCUUCCUUCCCACUCAACCUCCCAAACCAGUUUCAUGAAUCAAAUCAUGAAUGAACCCAGGACGAAUUGGGCUGUGGAAAGAUAUCUUCACUGUCUCGAUGAAUGAGAAAUUUGAUUUAGUGUACAAGCAGAAGAUGGGAAAAUGUGAUCUCACGUUUGAUUUUUAUUUAUAAAGCAGCCAAAUGAAAAUGCAUGUGUAUAAUACAAAGAAUCUAGCUAGAAGUGCUUUCUGCAUUUAUUUAUUCCUGGCUGGACAUAGUACCAUAUUUGUUAUGUGUAUCAUAUUUAAAAAAAAUAAAUAAAAGGCCACACUGCAUUGGGAUGUUAACCUCAGAGAGUGUUGGGUCAGGUCAAAGGUCUACUUAGAGCAGCAUUUUUUUUUUUUUUGCAAGUUUGAUCAGUCGAAAAAGCUACUGGAUAGCUUUCAAAGUUUUAAAAGCAGCAGGUAUAUGAGUCUAGUGCACUCUGUAAUGUUUUUUUUUCCCCAUGUAAUCUACGCAGAAAGCAAGUGUUACAGGGCAGCUGAAAAAUACAAUGGAUUCAUAAAUAAAGAAUUCUAUAAUUUUAUCAUGCAGAAA